Molecule: messenger RNA, 631 nt
Organism: Trichoderma virens Gv29-8
Lineage: Eukaryota; Fungi; Ascomycota; Sordariomycetes; Hypocreales; Hypocreaceae
Exons: 3
Coding region: 41-436 (131 amino acids)
Biological process (GO): translation
Cellular component (GO): ribosome; mitochondrial large ribosomal subunit
Molecular function (GO): structural constituent of ribosome; large ribosomal subunit rRNA binding
Source: RefSeq, a predicted model, not a curated record
GCUGCUGCUGCUGCUGCUAUUUCUUAGUGGUCCCGUCACGAUGAUUCAAUUAAAGACGAUGCUCAACUGCAUCGACAACUCGGGCGCCGCCCUUGUCGAAUGCGCCCUCGUCGUCGGCCAGAAGCGACACGCCAGGAUAGGUGACCGUAUCGUCGUCGUCGUCCAGGAGCAGCGCGGCUCCUCCUCCUCCGGCAUGGCUGGCAUCUCCGCCGCCGCAAAGGUCAAGCGCGGCGAUAUCCGUCACGCCGUUGUCGUCCGCACCAGAUACCCCACGCAACGCCGUGACGGCACCGUCGUGCGCUUCGACGACAACGCCUGCGUCCUGCUCAACAAGUCGGGCGAUCCCGUCGGCACUCGAAUCAACGGCGCUGUGGGCGCCGAGCUGAAGCGCAAGAAGUGGAGCAAGAUCCUGUCCAUGGCACCCAUGCAGGCAUAAGGAGGAAAGGGGAUGAUUCGAAGGAGAAGACCAGAGCAGAGGAGGAUAGAAAAGAGAGACUGGAUAGAUAUCAAAAAUGCGGGAGGGGCAAUGGUGUCGUCUCCAUGUACGAGCUGGGAUCAUGUACGAUUACGAAAUACUCUCUGGUGGCAUUUACUUUACAUGGCGUUUACGAAAUGAGACAUUUUUAUCUAC